UUUCAGUUCCAACAUUUUAAGCAAACAGUUCAUUUUACAUUUUAACAAAAUUUGAAAUAAAGACAAAAAAAUUUCAUUUAAUUCAUUACUAAAUUCUUCAGUUUUUUUUAAUUAAAAUUACAAUGUGUGACUCAAAUGGUGAUUCAGCAAAGGUAACUAAUGAAGGUCGCAGCAUGGACGAGGGAUUCUGUCAUUUGAUGGGUGCAAUGUACAAUGACAUGCCAUCCGAGCUCGAUUCGCAAACGAAACGGAAUUCUGAAAUGACAAGAUCCAUUAGAUCCAUCCGUUUACCACGGCCUACGGCAUUUGCUGCACGUUAUGUGACCAAAGUGCUGCAUCCUAGUCCGAUGAUAGUCUCAAAGCGCUUCGUGAAACCGCAAAUGCUGGGCGACAACAACGGCCAAGGCUCGGAUCAGGAUCGUUUAUUGCGCAAACUCUUCUGUGUCCCUUUGCUAAGCAAGAUCGUGUUGCUAAUCACACCCAGGGGCAGCAACUCGCACAUGAAUGAUAUGUUCAAUAUCCAUGCCUAUAUGAUUGAGGAUCAAUUUCAUCUCGGUGUAACAAGUCUGACGGCAUCCGAACGCGAACUCUUUGUGAACCCACAAAAGCCAAAUAAUUAUGCUUUGAUCUGUUGCUCGGGCUACAUUCAUCUGGAGGAUGCUUUUAUGAAUGCCUCGCUAAAGAAGAAUAUCAUUCGAUUGUCAAAAAACAAAUCAAAUGCAGUCGUUGAAAUAAAAUGCAAAGGCAAAAGAUUAUCCCUCCAAUAUACUGGAGACCCGCAUCAACCAAAAAUCGAAGCAACUGGCAGUGGCAAAAGUCGACAGGUCAAGAUCCCAGCUCGUAAUGCAACGGCUGAAAUAUAUCCACUACAAUUGAAAAAUAUAUCUACAAAUCGGCAGAUAAAUGCUGCAACCUCAGAAGUGUCUCUAGAGAUUGUCGAUAACCAAAUCGAGGAACUAUCUGAAGCAAAUGCAAAUAGUGUUGAGCAACCACAGCCUCUUUCUCAAAUCGUGCACCCAAGCAUCCAACAAAACAUCGAUAACUUUAAGCAGAUUGUGGAGCAACAACCUGCAACUGAAACGGAGCCUCAUGUUAUGGACAAGGUUGAACACAACGAAGAACUAUCAGCUGAACUGCUCUCUAAUAAGGUGGAGCAAGUUCCUCAAGAGGAUAAGGAGAACAUCAAUGCUAGUAUUGAAAAGAUUGAGGAGCCAAUUAUUCAGCAAAACAAUAAAAACAUUGAGCAGAUUAUGGAAACGUCUGAUCAGCAUUUAAAUAAUGCCGAGAAGGUGCCUAAAGAGAUCGUCAAUAGUGAAAUCGAGGAACUCUCUCAGUCAAAUGCAAAUAGUGUUGAGCAACCACAGCCUCUUGCACAAAUCGUGCACCAAAACAUCCAACAAAACAUCGAUAAUGUUGAGCAGAUUAUGGAAUUAGCUGAGCAACAACCUUCAACUGAAACAGAGCUUCAAAGUACGAACCACGUUGAGCACAACGAGGAACUGCCGCCAAUUGAAUCAAAGCUUCAUAGUAUUGAGAAAGUUGAACAGAUCGAGGAACUCCUACGAAAUGCGAUGAAGAAUAUGCCACAACAAUUACUCAGCAGUUCAACUAUUUUGCAGAUCAAAGCAUCAUCUGAGCUGCGUACAAUUAUCGCUGACGAAGCUCAAGAUGAGAAGAAGGAAAACAUUGCAAGCGUUGAACAGGUUAAGGAGACAAUCAUACAGGAAGGCCAUAUGAAAACGUCUGAUCUGAUCAAUAACUCAAAAAUCGAAAAGCAAAAGAUCAACAAACUCCUAUCAAACGAAGCCAAAAAAGCAAUAAUUCGCGACUCGUUUCAAUGGAAUCCAAUAGAUAUGUGGAAACCACCUGAGGAGUUUAACGAAACUGUCAAGAAACCACCAACUCUUCAAACCUUCAACAAAUUGCAUAAGGAAAUGCUUAAACAGUUUCAAAUUAACAGACGACUGAAAGUUCUUGAAAAGGAGCAGAUUGCAAAUGAGGCCCUUAAUUCAAAGCACAAGAAGCAAACCAAUGAAAAUUUAGAUCAGCUCAUGAAAUCAUCUGAACUAAAUUUGUUGGCAGUAGAGAACUCUCAAGAGAAGUCAAAAGAUGAACUCCCUCAAGAAGUGACUUGCAAUUGUAGACUUGAGCAGUUAGAAAACCCAUCCGAACCAUGUGAAGUCGAAAAUAUUCAGAAGAUAACAAAUGAUGUCUCUGAACUGCUGCAAGAUGAGCUCAAGGACAUUAAAGAUGUGCCGAUUGAGGACGUAAGAGAGGUCAAGGAAGUUGAAAACCAAGUCAUAUAUUAUGUCAAGAAGCCAGCUACUCAGAAUUUCAACAAAAUUCACAAAGAGAGACUAAAACAGUUCCAAAUUGACAGGCGACUGAAGAGAUCUCUGCAAAGUCAGCAGGCUGCAAAUGAAGCAAGUCAAUCAAGCCUCUUUAAGGAGCAGCAAGUCAACAAUCGGCCACAAAUACGCGGACACACGACGAUAUAUCAACGUUCGAUUAGCUCCUGCUCGCAAUAUUCACAGCCAGUUCACAGCCCACCCGAACCAUGUGAUGUCGAAAAUAUUCAGAAGAUAACCGAUAGUAGGCAGAUUGUGGAAUCGUUAGAGCAUCAUUUAAAUGAUCUGGAGCCACGAGAGGAAAUGGACAAUUAUAAACAUACGAGGAAGCAAUCAAAUGAUGUCUCUGAACUGCUGCAAGAUGAGCUGAAGGACAUUAAAGACGUGCCGAUUGAGGACGUAAGAGAGGUCAAGGAAGUUCAAAAACAAGUCAAUAAGCCGACUAUUCCGAAUUUCAACAAAGAGUACAAAGAGAGACUAAAACAGUUCCAAAUUGACAGGCGACUGAAGAAAUCUCUGCAAAGUCAGCAGGCUGUAAAUGAAACAAGUCAAUCAAGCCUCUUUAAAGAGCAGCAGCUCAAUAAUCGACCACAAAUACCGCCGGUAUAUCAACGUUCGAUUAGCUCCUGCUCGCAAUAUUCAUAUCGAGGGCGUCGUCAGUCAAGAAUCUUCUCGAAAUCACAGCCGGACAAGAUGCUCUCCAGCGGCGGAACGUGGGAUGUCCGAGUGAAGCAAAAGAGAUCGAGCUGCAAGUCUUUAGUGACGGAAACUAGGAAGCCUCAAUGGGUCACAGCCGGGCUCAAUUCGAAGCAUCGCAAUUAUGUAGUGAUACACAAGCCAAAAGAAGUGAUCACUCUCAAGGCUCUCGAGGAGAAUUACGAGCGUGACAUGAGUUCAGCAGGUGAUGCAAUGCCUAGGCAAAACAAUAUGCUCGUAUUGUAUGAACAGGAUGAUGACGACUACGAUCCCAAUUAUUGUUACGAGCUGUGGCCCCCGCAGCUAUUGCAAUCCGAGUCGGAAGGAAGGAUCGACGAGUCCACAAUAGACUGUUUGAUACCCAACUCACAGACCAUUCUGGAUGCAAAUUCAACGCAAUUCGAACGCAUGAUGCAACAUCCAGUUGCAGUGCCAAAGACAUUUUCGCAUCGAGCUCGUCAGCUAAUAGAAGACAAACUAUCAAGCGUUGAUGCCAAGCAAGCGUUCCACAAUUUGGGCAGUCUGAUUCGACGCGUGAACUCGCGUCCCAUUCCCCAUGAACGGCAUCUGCAGAUACUCUUUCGCCUAUUCGCUCGGCUGGAUGUCCAACUCUUUGUGCGUGCCGAGUUCAAUCUUCCCGGCUGCGAUCCGACGCCAAAGAUGCCACGUUGUCGCAUCGAAUGCUUCUUCUUUCCGGAUCGCUCGGACUUUAUUGUGUCGAUGGCAGUUUUGCGCUCGCAACUGGAGCAGCUCAUGCGACAAAUACCUCAAAUAUUGCCGAAUUUACACUACUGUCGUGAUGCUUUUGAUUUGACUCGCGUUCCAGAUGUCGUUAGGAACUAUGUGCGCAGCUAUUUCAAUAAACUGCUGAAGGAUCUGAUUGCCGAGUAUUGCUAUCAGUUGAUUCAGGAGAAGACACCGAUCUCAGCCAUGCCUUAUGUGCCCACUGAUCACGACCACCAAGUUUCUGCCCUUAACACGAAAGAAACUCAGUUAGUAUUUGGUUUAACAAUAUGAUAAAUAUGUUUUUAAUAUCUGAUGACGAAUUAUUGGUGUAAUCAUCUUAGCAUAAAUUUUUGUAUGUCGUAAUAUAAUUUAAACAGAGAAAACUUA
Drosophila albomicans is the source of this 4157-nucleotide messenger RNA. Its product is annotated as protein PF3D7_1417600-like. The transcript has 2 exons. The record is from RefSeq and is a predicted model, not a curated record. NCBI's taxonomy places the organism in Eukaryota, Metazoa, Arthropoda, Insecta, Diptera, Drosophilidae. Bases 123 to 4061 code for a protein of 1312 amino acids.